Molecule: messenger RNA, 717 nt
Organism: Aspergillus mulundensis
Lineage: Eukaryota; Fungi; Ascomycota; Eurotiomycetes; Eurotiales; Aspergillaceae
Exons: 2
Coding region: 1-717 (238 amino acids)
Source: RefSeq, a predicted model, not a curated record
AUGAUGAUGGGAAUUGGCAAAAAGGCAAAGUUGAUCGGAACAGUCUUCAGAGCACGAAGGGCGCUCAACCAACGGAUCGCCAUUCUCGAAUUCCAAAUCCAGGAAAUGAGCGCUGAAAAGGAGAAGAGUGAUAGGAAAAUCCGUCGGCUGACAGGUACAAUAUACGAACAAGAGGAUACCGCAAGAAAAGAUGCUACCGAGUUGCACCAACAAGACGAAAUCAUCGAGCGUCUUCAAGAGGAUCUCUCUAGGUUAGAGGGACAGCAAAGGCACCUGGAGGCCAUGGUCAUCGGGCAGCAAGAGGACGCACUCCAGUCACUGGUAACCAACAAAUGGCACGCCCCCAAAGAAGAUCGAUAUGUCAGGGACGAGCUCUCAAAGCUGAACGACAAGCUACGCCAAUGGGCGAGGAAUAACAGCAUGGCCACAUUCUCCGAUACAGACAGCGUCGCGCUAAAUAAUAAGAACACGCUCGUGGAACUUCUCAGCGGCUAUUGUGCUUGCAAUAAAUGGGCCACACUAAUCAACAAAAUCCCAGCGCCUAAGGACAGGAUCCCAGCUCUUCUUGUGCAAGCCGCCCUAGCGAAGGAUCUGUCUGAAAGGCUGUUCAUAGACCCAUUCUUUGCAUUUGACGCCAUUGAGCUCGACAAGUCGGUGCCAGGACCAGAGCAGAUGCGUACCCUCCAAAGCGGCAUGGCGAAAGUUCAAACACCCUGA